Molecule: messenger RNA, 744 nt
Organism: Auanema sp. JU1783
Lineage: Eukaryota; Metazoa; Nematoda; Chromadorea; Rhabditida; Rhabditidae
Source: the annotation of a GenBank genome assembly
AUGAGUAAUAUAACUACGGGACAUCGACUUCUUGUUGUGGGAGGAUUAUUAUUAACUUAUGGGCUAGCCUUAUCAACUAUUUAUGCUAACUUUCCUGAAUUAUCCGAAUCUGACAAAGAAGAUUUCAAAUAUCCAAGAAAUCUGGAGGAUGCAAAGAAACUUGGCCGAGUUCUAUCUCAUUAUAAGGAUCUGCAUGGCCUCACUGUUCUGUUCGGAGUUGUAACAGUAUAUGUGCUUCUGCAGUCUUUCGCUAUUCCCGGGUCUAUAUUUUUGACAAUUUUAUCUGGAUAUUUAUUUCCGUUCCCGAUAGCUAUCACUUUGGUUUGUAGCUGUUCUGCAUUAGGAGCUGGUGUCUGCUACCUCUUAUCUUUUCUACUUGGUCGCGAUCUGGUGAUUAGAAAGUUCCCUGAAAAAAUAACUUCUUGGCAAAAAGAAGUUGAUAAACAACGAGGAAAUCUUCUUAGUUAUAUUGUCUUCUUACGUGUAACUCCAUUAUUACCCAAUUGGUUCAUUAACAUUGCUAGCCCCGUAAUAGAUGUUCCAUUCUGGACGUUCUUCUGGGGAACUUUCUUGGGAGUUGCUCCGCCAUCUUUCCUGUAUAUCCAGGCCGGAUCAACGUUGGAACAAAUGACUCACACGAAUGUCGCCUGGAGUUGGAACUCUAUUCUUUUACUUAGUUUCUUCGCUAUCAUAUCUUUGAUUCCUGUCCUUUGGAACAAUAGAAACAAAAGCAAGAAAGAAUGA